UUGUCACGUCGACAAGCACUGGGUGGGCAUCAACCACAGCGCCAGUUGUAUUGAUUGUCAAUGCGGGCCCAAUUGUGGCCUAGAAGCCGACGGUCCAACCGAAAACUCUGCAAAGGCCAUGUGACCGCAGUGGAGUGAGCAUGUGCAUGACGCCCGAAAACCUGGCUGUCAAUGCCCUCAAUUGUUUUGUCUGUUUGCACUCUAGCUGUCCAAUCCCUGCCGCAUGAUGGCGGUCCGAUAAAAAGCUUGGCUUGAACAAUCACCAAGCGUGAUCGAUAACCAAGCCACGUGGACCAACCGUGUGACUGCAUAGAAGAAGAAAAAGUUGAAGACGUUGAAAAACGUAGUGCGAAAAGAAAGGUGGACAUCGCAAUGGAAUGGGGAAUUCCUCACUCUUCACUGGCGACCAUAACGAAAAACAAGGAUAAGGUGAUGGAGCAGUUCGAAAACCAGGCAGUCUCUCCAGCGAGAAAGCGCAUGAGAACGGCAGCAUAUCCCGAUGUUGAAGAAGCUCUGUCGAUGUGGUUCAAGGCCGCACGUACACAGAACAUUCCUGUGUCUGGGCCAAUUUUACAGGAAAAGGCCUGGUCCCUUGCCAAGCUGUUGGGCCAUGCUGACUUCGCGUCUAGUGAUGGGUGGCUGUCCUGCUUCAAGGCAAGACACAAUAUCGUCUUCCGAGCAAUUGCUGGAGAGGGGGCUGCAGGCACAUCAGAAAUGACAAAAGAUUGGUUGGAGACCGGUCUUCCUCAAGUCCUGACGGUGUAUGACCCACACAACAUUUUCAACGCCGAUGAAACCGGGCCUUUUUACCGCCUUCUUCCCGACCGCUCGCUAACCUUCAAGGGGGAGACCUAUAAUGGUGGCAAGCAGAGUAAGGAGCGGCUUACCGUGAUGGUGUGCGCCAACAUGGAUGACAGCGAGAAGAUGCCUCUUCUUGUCAUUGGCAAGUCUAAGAAGCCAAGAUGUUUCGCAAAAGUAAAGUCGGUUCCAGCACAACGAAGCCAACAAGACAGCCUGGAUGACGUCAGACAUCUUCAAGGCAUGGGUUCCUAACGUGGACAAACUGUACCGAAACAAGAAACGAAAGAUCACCAUCAUUGUUGACAACUGCCCGGCCCAUCCCCACAUCAAAAGGCUUGAAGAAUGUGAAGCUGGUGUUCCUGCCUCCCAACACUUCCCAGACUUCACCCAAUGGAUCAAGGGGUCAUACAGAACUUGAAAACACACUACCGCUGACAGCUCAUCACAUCUCUACUUGCAGCAGUGGAAAAGAAGGACGAGUACAACCCCACCGUACUGGAUGCUAUGAUUCUCCUCAAGAAAUCAUGGAAAAUGGUCAAGGAAACAACCAUUGCCCACUGCUUUGAACAUGCUGGCUUCAAA
Molecule: messenger RNA, 1383 nt
Organism: Acanthaster planci (crown-of-thorns starfish)
Lineage: Eukaryota; Metazoa; Echinodermata; Asteroidea; Valvatida; Acanthasteridae
Product: tigger transposable element-derived protein 4-like
Source: RefSeq, a predicted model, not a curated record